AGGAUCGAUUUCCAAUCUGUGAACAGAUCCGUGUGGUUUUUGUGAUUUCUAGGUCAUAUCCGAUGGGUACAAAUUCAGAGAAAACUCUUGCUCUUUCAGAACCGGAAUCAGGCUUACGAAUUCCUGCGCUCAACAUGAAUUUCAAUUUUAAUCCCUCAGACGUGGAGGACCUUGCCAAAAAACCAAAGUUCCAGAAAUUGCUUAAGAAAUUACUGGCUAAAGAGCCUGUUAAUGACGACGAGUGGCAGAGAUCUAUUCCAGUUAAACUGUUAAAAGAACAUAUACCUGGGUUCGACCUAGAACAGUACAUUGACGAAAUUCGUGAGAUGCGGAAGGAACCUGGAUAUAUCAAAGGGAAGGAGACGUUUUUUAACCGCCUUCAGGAUCCACCAAUGUCUGUUUGUCCCGUUGACGUGAACAAUCCAGCAGCACCGGACGCUUAGAGCUUUUACCGAGCUCACUGAUACAAUUCUGGUUUGAUGUUUUUUCUCAUGGUUGUAAUAAAUAUUACUAAAACUUUAUAUCUUCUCUGUAAAAGAUAUAUAAUCUUCCACCUUUCCAUUCGUUGGGGUCUCC
This is a messenger RNA of Arabidopsis lyrata subsp. lyrata, 576 nucleotides long. RefSeq names its product ankyrin repeat domain-containing protein 2B-like. The record is from RefSeq and is a predicted model, not a curated record. Bases 63 to 443 code for a protein of 126 amino acids. The transcript is spliced from 4 exons. Lineage: Eukaryota; Viridiplantae; Streptophyta; Magnoliopsida; Brassicales; Brassicaceae.